Molecule: messenger RNA, 1445 nt
Organism: Cuscuta campestris
Lineage: Eukaryota; Viridiplantae; Streptophyta; Magnoliopsida; Solanales; Convolvulaceae
Source: the annotation of a GenBank genome assembly
GGAUAACCGGAAAACGCAGCCUUUUUUUAAAGCUCUGUCGUCUCCAUCAAGCGGAACCAAUAAAUAAAUAAAUACUCCUUAUUGAAGUCCUGAAUAUUUUAUAUUUCCAUUUCCCGAUGAUUAUCACCAAUGGCGGAUCCAUUCGGAACAAGCCAUCGAUCUCUCGAACCGGACGACGUGUCCUCGUUCCUCCACAAUCUCAUCCAUGACGGGGGACUGUUCCACCGGACGGCGCCGGAAGUCGACGAAUCGGUGCGCCGGAGGAACGCCGGGGCUUCCGAUCGCUUGAUCGAGUCAUCUCCUCGCCUUAAUUUCCCCGAUCCAUCUGAAUUUUGCAGAACCCGAGCGAGAGAAGGUGCUGUCAACGCGUUCUCUCUGGCCGGAAUUGAGGAUUAUGAAGCCGCCGGUUCUUCGAGGAGGACUGAUUUUGAGCAUCUGAACAAGGAUCGUGAAAUCUCAGAUGGGCCAAGUAAUCCGGCUCAGCCGCGUUCCUCCAAGAGAUGCAGAUCAGCAGAGGUUCAUAAUUUGUCUGAAAAGAGGAGAAGGAGCCGGAUUAAUGAGAAACUGAAAGCGUUACAGACCUUGAUUCCGAAUUCUAACAAAACAGACAAGGCAUCAAUGCUUGAUGAAGCUAUUGAAUAUUUGAAGCAGCUUCAAUUGCAAGUGCAGGUGUUGACCAUGCGAAAUGGACCGAGCAUGUAUCCGGGUUAUUUCCAGGGAUCCCUACAAUCAGUCCAGCUCCCCAACUCUGAGAUUGAAUUUGGCAAAGGAAAUGGAGUUGCUUUUUCAGGAAACCAAGAAAUGUUAUUUCAGAGUAACUCUCAUGUUUCUAACCACAAUCCCACCACUCAGCACACUAUGCAUUCAACCAAGAACAACAUGGCCAAUCCAGAGAACCCCGGGCUUCUGCAAACAACAAUUCACAACCCCUAUGGACUUCUCAACCAAUUGGCAUCCACUAAGGAUCUAUGUAGGGACAAUGCACUAUCAAGAUUGCAUUUGGACACGAGUUGCUCUGGAAACAAUUCGUCGUCGGGCAUCUCUUCUUAAUUAAACAGUCAGAAAAUUCCUGGUUAGAUUAAGCCAAACUGUUUGGGGGAUCUCUUAGUAGUCUUUAUUUAUUUUGGUUUGACUCAGAUCACCCGCAAGAUCAGUCCGCGCUACUAAAUCUAUAGGAGCAACACCCGAACCCAAAGUAUUAACACUAUCAAUAAUGUUUCCAUAUGAAUAUGUUCGUUUGUAUGGCAAACACUGUGGGCUAAUGUUGUCGGGGGGUAGCAUGUAAGGCAUUUGAGUACUCCUUAUGAUGUAGUUGGAUGUAACAGUUUGAUCAUGAAAAAUGAUUUGGACGAUGAGAUUUUUGCAAAAAGUGCAUAAUGUGAUUGUAGUAAUUCUUAGAACAUUUUUUAUGAGUGAACUUGUAAAAAUAAUACGGAGUGUCAUAA